This is a messenger RNA of Hirundo rustica (Barn swallow), 5230 nucleotides long. RefSeq names its product DLG associated protein 2 (gene DLGAP2). Gene Ontology annotation, cellular component: postsynaptic specialization; glutamatergic synapse. Lineage: Eukaryota; Metazoa; Chordata; Aves; Passeriformes; Hirundinidae. Gene Ontology annotation, biological process: signaling. Gene Ontology annotation, molecular function: molecular adaptor activity. The transcript has 16 exons. Bases 323 to 3238 code for a protein of 971 amino acids. The record is from RefSeq and is a predicted model, not a curated record.
AGCGCUGAAAAAGGUUCUGCCUGGCAUACUGCAGAAGCAUUGCUGUAUUUUACCUGACAGGAACACAGAGUCACAGUGUACACUCUGUGGGGAGCCUGAAGAUUUGGAUUCUCUAACAGGGCAUGCAUUUCCAGAGCUGCAAGUGUUAUGGGCAUGUUGAGAACUUCCAGAAGCUGGAUUAAAGCAUCUCUUUUACAAUGAUAUCUAAUCUCGUCCUAAAGCUCCAAGCAAUGGCGAGUCCACCAGCUCCCCUGACCAGCAGUACUCAUGGUCGCCUUCUCAGCACUUCAAUGAAGAAAGAUACUCUCCUGCUCCGAGGAAUAUGAAAGGAUUAUCUGGUAGUCGCAAUCAACCACAGUUAUGUUCAGCUCAUACUUGUGGCUUAGCAUCCCCUGAAGAUUGUGAACAUACCCACGACCAUAUCCACCAUGGGCAGGAGCCAAGACCAUCGUAUCUUCUCAGCCCCACAGAGAGUUGCCCACUGGACCACCAUCGUUGCUCCCCACGCAGCUCCAUUCAUUCUGAGUGCAUGAUGAUGCCCAUGGUAAUGGGCGAUCACAUGUCAAGUAGCACUUUCCCCAGAAUGCACUACAGCUCACAUUACGACUCAAGAGACGACUGCGCCAUGUCUCACGGUAACCCUAAGAUAAACCGUAUUCCUGCAAAUCUUUUGGACCAAUUUGAGAAACAACUUCCUCUUCACCGGGAUGGGUUUCAUACUUUACAGUACCAGAGGACCUCAACAGCUGCGGAACAACGCAGUGAGAGCCCGGGAAGGAUACGCCAUCUUGUUCAUUCUGUCCAGAAACUUUUUACUAAAUCUCAUUCUCUGGAAGGAUCAUCCAAGGGCAAUGUUAAUGGAACAAAGGGAGACAGUCGAGGGGACGAUCAUCAUCAUGGACACCAUUCCAAGCAUAGCAAAAGGAGUAAAAGUAAGGAGCGAAAACCAGAAGGCAAGCAUAAAUCUGGAAUGAGUAGCUGGUGGAGCUCUGAUGAUAAUUUGGACAGUGAUAGCACUUACCGAACCCCUAGUGUGGUAAAUAGGCAUCAUGCAGAUCAUAUAUCCCAUUGUUAUCCUGAGGCACUCCAGGGGCAUUUUGGGGAUCUCUCAUUGAAGACUUCCAAAAGUAACAAUGAUGUGAAGUGUUCGGCUUGUGAAGGGCUACCAAUGACCCCUGACAGUAAAUAUAUGAAAAGGAGUUCUUGGUCCACGCUUACAGUAAGUCAGGCUAAAGAAGCUUAUCGCAAGUCAUCACUGAACUUAGAUAAGCCUCUGGUUCAUCAGGAAAUCAAACCUUCCUUGAGGCCGUGCCAUUACCUUCAGGUACCUCAGGAUGAAUGGGGAGGAUACCCAGCUGGUGGGAAAGAUGAAGAGAUCCCGUGCAGAAGAAUGAGAAGUGGGAGCUAUAUUAAGGCCAUGGGAGAUGAAGAAAGUGGAGAUUCUGAUACUAGCCCCAAGACAUCGCCAAAAUUAACAGUUCGACCAGAGUCAUUAUUAAAAUCCAUUGGGCAAAGACCACUUGGAGAUCAUCAAAAUCAGAGCUACCUUCAAACUGCAAGUGACGUGCCUGGGGGUCACAACCUGGAUCCCUCUGCAAACUACAAUUCCCCAAAGUUUCGCUCAAGGAAUCAGAGCUAUAUGAGAGCAGUGAGCACCCUCAGUCAGGCCAGCUGUGUUAGUCAGAUGAGUGAAGCAGAGGUUAAUGGACAAUUUGAAUCGGUGUGUGAAUCAGUGUUUAGUGAAGUUGAAGCUCAGGCAAUGGAUGCCCUUGACCUCCCUGGAUGUUUCCGAACAAGAAGCCACAGUUACUUGCGUGCCAUUCAGGCAGGCUAUUCCCAAGAUGAUGAAUGUAUACCUGCGCUGACAUCUUCCAACAUCACCUCAACCAUCAGGUCAACCACAGCUGUAACUUAUACAAGUUACAAAAAAACACCACCACCAGUACCCCCUCGUACCACUUCCAAGCCGCUGAUCUCCGUCACGGCACAGAGCAGCACAGAAUCCACCCAGGAUGCAUAUCACGACAGCCGGACUCAGAGGAUAUCCCCGUGGCCGCAGGACGGGCGAGGGAUGUACAACUCCACCGACAGCUUGGACAGCAACAAGGCCAUGAACCUCGCCCUGGAGACAGCGGCUGCCCAGCGCCACGCGGCCGAGAGCCAGAGCACCUCCAUACGGACCAGUGACAAGGCCAUCCUAGUGACUAAAGCGGAGGAGUUUCUGAAGAGUCGGCGUUCCUCUAUAGGGAUCCAGGUGGAAACAGCUACUGAUUCAGAUACUGAAAGCAGAGGCCUGCGGGAAUACCACUCUGUUGGAAUACAAGUGGAAGAUGAAAAACGGCAUGGACGAUUCAAGCGCUCCAACAGUGUAACAGCAGCUGUCCAGGCUGACCUGGAACUGGAGGGUUUUCCAGGACACAUCACCAUGGAGGAUAAAGGACUUCAAUUUGGCUCAUCAUUCCAGCAGCACUCAGAGCCCAGCACACCCACCCAAUACAGUGCAGUGAGAACUGUACGGACACAGGGACUGUUCAGUUACAGAGAAGAUUAUAGGACCCCAGUUGACACCUCAAACCUUCCACCACCAGAGCCCUGGCUAGAGCCAGCCAUUGAGACAGUAGAGACUGGUCGAAUGUCUCCUUGUCGACGGGACGGAUCUUGGUUUAUGAAGUUACUACACACUGAAACUAAGAGAAUGGAAGGAUGGUGCAAAGAAAUGGAAAGAGAAGCAGAAGAAAAUGAUCUUUCUGAAGAGAUCCUAGGUAAGAUCCGAAGUGCUGUUGGAAGUGCUCAGCUCCUCAUGUCUCAGAAAUUCCAGCAAUUUUAUUGGCUUUGUCAGCAAAAUCUGGACCCGAGUGCCAUGCCAAGACCAACUUCCCAGGACCUUGCAGGUUUCUGGGACUUACUGCAGCUCUCAAUUGAAGAUGUCAGCAUGAAGUUUGAUGAACUGCACCAGUUGAAACUCAAUGAAUGGAAAAUAAUAGAAUCACCCGAAAGGAAGCCAACGGGUUGGUGGAUGGAAGAAAGAAAGAUUCCUCCUCCUGUACCAAAGAAGCCCCCAAAAGGAAAAUUCCCUAUCACAAGAGAAAAAUCUCUGGACCUACCUGACAGACAACGGCAAGAAGCUAGAAGACGGCUGAUGGCUGCCAAGCGAGCAGCCUCUUUCCGGCAGAAUUCAGCCACAGAGCGUGCAGACAGCAUUGAGAUCUAUAUCCCAGAGGCUCAAACCCGGCUUUAAAGACAGAAUGCUGCAGAGUUCCUUUUUUUUAAACAAAAUGCUUGUACAGUUUGUCACUUACCUGGUAAUUUUUGUCUCAUUCUCUCCACUAAAUAUGCCCUUGAUGUUGUGUUCUUUGUGCCAUAAGCACAGUGGAAUGCUUUUGAUUUCCUCAGAAUUUGCUGAGCUCACCGCAAGAACGACUUCUUUUUGUAUUUAUUGUCUGACUUACAAUCAGCUACAAUGGAUAGGGCUUGUCAAGACCUGACUUAUCCAAUAUAUUCUCAGAGGACAACAAGAAACACCUCUUGAGAUGGAACCCAGCUUACUUUUUUGUUAUUUAUAUUUUUAUAAAAUGUGUGAUAAUUAGGGAUAAGAAUAACAAACUAUAAAUGGGUGCAUCUCACCAUUCACUAGAGGCAUUAGCUAAUCCAAGUAGAAGGUGCUACAAAUGUAAAGAGCAGGAAAGAAAGAACCCAUUUAUCUCCUUGACCUCCAGUUUCUUUUCCUAGAAUCCAGCUAACAUUAUCUACCCAUGCGCUCUGCCACUCUUCUCAUCUUUGUUACUGCAGAAUAACAUUAGGCCUCUCAUCUCAUUCAAGUUUCUGGAGAUGAACAGGGAUAUCCAGCCACUAAAACUCCAAAGUUCAUCAGAAUCCAAGAAGCAUACAAGUCUGGUGAUAGUGGGAAUGUUGUCCACUAAGAAACGUUUGCUGUUAGCAGUAUAACGACACUCUGAAACAUAAGCAAAAUUUUAAUGCAAGAGGACUUGAGUGAUGGGUGAAAGGAAAACGGAAGCCUUAAAAAGUUAGAUCUUCUGUAGUAAGAUGAGUAAAGAAAAAGUUAUACUCGCUCCUUUGGACCACUCAUUGCAUUUUUAAUAGUUCUUUUACAUGUUAAUAUUUAUUUUAUAAACCUUCUCUCUUUCAUUUCAAGAGCUGUGCUACAUGUACUAUUUCAAACUCUCAAAUUGUUAUAACAAUUGAGUUUCCAGGGUAUCCUUGAGAACAAAAAAAUCUUGCUUGUUUAAAAUGCCAGUUGUGAUGUUGUAAACAGUUUAAGAAAUAUGAAUGUGAGUGGUAAGUAUAUAUAAGUUUAAAUGGUUAUGUUAAGGUAAAGGUGAACUGUAGUUUACAAUUGUAUUUUUUUUUUUUUUUAGAACUAUUUUUCUAUGCAGUAUCAUUUAUGGCAAGAAUAAGAUUCUUGCUUGCUUCAGACAUAGGAAAAAAAAAACCCACAACCACCUGACUCAAGAAAUAAGUGAUUUCCAGCCUUGGAAUAUAAGGAAAAUAAUAUAUUUUCAAGCCUCAUAUUGUCAGAAGAGAGAAGUGGUAGCUACCACAGUCAAGAGGCUUUAUUUAAAACUAAUUAGGACAGAUUUAUUCCACUUCACCUACCUUCCAGAGCCAACCAAGCAAUCCAGCACUUAGAAGUCUUCAGGUGAAGACGCAAUAAAAUGAGUAACAUGCAGCCCCCAAUACCAAGGAUUGAAUCCUUUUGAAUGCAAGUUUAGGUGAAAAGAAUGACAACCCAGUGAGACAGACAGCCCUAGCUACCGCAUUCCCUAUUUAUCUGCUUUAACAAAUGCAAUGUAUUUAGCCAUAGGCAGAUCAACUCUUUAAUUAUACUCAAGCACUUUGGUUCUUCACCUGUUGAGCACUUUAAAUCCAAAUCCCAUGCACCCUGCAGCCUGAUGGAUGACUGAAAACAUGAAGGACCGUAGGUUAUGCAGAUCUGACAUUGCUUCAAAUCUGUUUUCUUUUGUUUGGUUGGCUGUUUUUUUCCCUUCUCUUUUUCCUACAGUGUGUGGUAUUAAGCAUGAGUUCUGUCUUUGGACAGCUGAUAAAGCAUGCUUGGCUUCAAAGUAUGAAUCUUUAGAGAUGAAGUUUUGAGAAGUUUCUGUGAGAAGACACCCCUGUAAAUUGAGCCUGGUAUCUGGUAUAUACUUUACCAAAUAGCCUUAAACUAUAUUUGAAGCAAAAACCAAGACGAAUGUAUAUCCUUCAAGAAUGC